Amphibalanus amphitrite is the source of this 7833-nucleotide messenger RNA. Its product is annotated as mucin-5AC-like. The record is from RefSeq and is a predicted model, not a curated record. Gene Ontology annotation, molecular function: protein binding. The coding region runs from base 1 to 7557 and encodes 2518 amino acids. NCBI's taxonomy places the organism in Eukaryota, Metazoa, Arthropoda, Thecostraca, Balanomorpha, Balanidae. The transcript is spliced from 26 exons.
AUGAAUAGCAAAAACGAGAAGACGUGUCGCAGUGACGGCGAGUGUGCCAGUGACCGGUUCUGUCUGGGCGGAGUGUGUUUCGACCCGUGCACCAUUCUCGAUCCGUGCAACAACUCACUGAAGAACGGUGUGUGUCGCACGCGCAACCACCGGCCGGUCUGCAGCUGCCCGCCCGGCUUCAGCUUCCAGGCAGAGUCCAACGCCUGCGUCAAAGUGGGCUGCGAGGAUGAGGGCGGCGCCAUUGUGGACGUCGGUGAGCGGGUGUUCCGUAAGGAUUGCCAGGAGACGUGCGUUUGUAGCCCCGGCGGCAAGUUCAACUGCACGCCAACCGCCUGUCCGCCAGGCUACUACCGGACGGGAACGUUCCGGAAUGAUCCCGAGUGUACCGAGCUGCGAGGCUCGGCCAUCGCCGGCGGCUGCUGCGUCAACGUCGUCUGCUCGGGACUGGAGAGCCCCAGUGCCGACGGCGUCGCCACCGACGCGUCGACCGCGGAGGAGGAGAGCAGUUCGACUACCGGGGUGUGCUCUUCUGUGCUGUGCGGCCCGGGUGCGGCCUGUGACCGAGGCCUCUGCGCCUGCCGUCCCGGCCGCUCUGGUGACCCCAAUGACCUCGUAUUCGGCUGUGCGGUCACUCCAGGAGAAUCAACCACGACGACCGAGGCAACCACAACUACAACCACCACCACUGAACCAAGUACAGCAACCACUUCUACCACCACGACCACUACCACUGAGCCACCCACCACCACCACCACCACCGCCCCACCAACCACCACCACCACAGCGGCUCCUCCCAUCGCCACGCUGGACAUGCUUCCUCUGGACAUCACGCAUAACACGACCACCCUGCAGCUGCCGGCGGCUGGAGGUCAGCUCAGUUACCGAGCUGCCGGCCGGGCCAGUCAGGAGGUGCCGCUGGAGGCUAGUCGACGAGUGGUGACUGUGGGCAGGUUACAGCCGGGCACCAGUUAUACCUUCAGGUGGCAGGGAGACGCCGGGACGAAGACGCUUACUGUGAACACCAGACCCGGCUGCGUGACCAACACCAGCUCUCACGCCAUCGGCGAGACGUACCACAUGGGCUGCCAGUCGACCUGCGUCUGCGGUGGUCCCAACCAGCCGUCCUGCCGGCCGCGCUGCUCCUUCACCCGUGGCACCGUCACCGACCUCUCCUGCUCCGAGCGACCUGACCUCGAUGACCCCGAGUGCUGCGUUCAGCUGGUGUGCGCCGUCACCAGCACAGGAGGUCGGAUUGUGGACGACCUACUGGAGUCCAUCACUUCAAAGGUGACAACUCCGGAGCCUACAACUACAACGACAACCACCACAACGACGACUACAACGACCACUGAGUCGGCCGUCGGUGUCGAGAGCAGCGACCCGGGCGCUCCUGCCGCCCUCACGGCCGCCGAUCAGCAGCCCAAACCGACCCUGAUCGUCACCACCAAGUCCUACAACUCGGCCACACUGGCCUGGGACGACUUCAAGCCGCCGGCGUACGCGCGCGGCUACGUGGCGCAGUACCGGCGCACGAGCGGCGGAGAGUGGCGCAGGCAGGAGCUGCCGCCACAGCCGGGUCAGAGUGUGCCGCUGAUGAAGAUUGGUGACCUGGUGCCACGCACGGAGUACGAGGCCAGAGUGGCGAUCUACGAUAGCCGUGAUCAGGAUACGCUCGGGGAUACCACAGAGACCAUCCGGUUUGUCACAGAUGACGGCUGUGUCGACGGCAACAGCACCUACCCAGUCGGAGGUCAGUUUUACCGCGAGUGUGAGGAGACCUGCUUCUGUGAGCUACGCGGCAAGGUACGCUGCGUGCCGCGCUGCCAGAGACCCAUGUUCCGUCAGGGCGCCUUCAAAGACGACCCGCUCUGCUUCGAGAAGAAGAUGGACGAGUGCUGUGUCAUCGUGGCCUGCAGCUCCGAGGCCCAGGAUGUGGACGCCGUGGUGGAAGCUGACGGCUCGGACCCGUGUGACUCGGUGCUCUGCGACGAAAACUACGUGUGCGAGGUGAUGACGAAGGAGGCCAGUGACGUCAAGGCCGGUGACGUCACCGCUGUGGCCAUGUGCGUGUGUCCGCCCGGCUUCAGAGAGGAGAAGAGGGCCGGAUUCAAGGCGUGCAGACCCGAGACAAAGACGACGCCGGCGGCGGUGCCGCAGACGGGUUGUACGUACGGUAACGCCACGUACCGACCCGGGGACGAGUUUUUCGACGGCUGCGAGUUCCGCUGCAUGUGCAACAGCGACGAGGAGGUCGAGUGCAAGGCGCGUUGUGCCAGCGAGCCGGACCCCGAGGCGAGUCUGUCUGCCGGCUGCCGCGUGAUGACCGACCCUGCUGACAGCUGCUGCAAGAAGACCGUCUGUGACACGGACACCACUACUGAAUCAGCUAUCGGUGCCACCACGGUGCCCUCUUCUGAGCUGGCCUGUGAAGCCGACGGGCAACAGUACGCCGUCAACAGCACAUUUGAGCGCGGCUGCGACACCUGCCUUUGUCAGGAGGGUGGCGAGCUCUCCUGCAAGUCCAGGUGCGCGCCUCAGGAGCCGCUGGAGGGCGCCUCGUGUACUACCCGCCCGGACCCUUCCGACCCGUGCUGUACCAUCACGGUCUGUACACCCUCCGAAACCACCACUGAGUCUGCCGAGAUCCUGGCCGGAGUGCAGCCGCGGCUCGGCGCCGGCCGCCGAGAGAAGGCCACUCCUCUGAGGAUCACCGAGCUGCGUCCUCUAACAGCGGACAGCUCGGAGCUGAAACUGCUCAUCUCCGACGCAGUGCUGGACAGUAUCCUCUCCGCCAACACCCAGCCACUCAUUGUGGAAUGGCGGUAUGACGACUCGAGCCGCUGGCAGGCGGCCGAGGUGGGGGUCGACGAGUUCUCCGUCGAGUCCCUGGACACACUGGUGAUGAAGGUGGAGGGCCUGCAGAGGCCGCGGCAGGCGCGCGUCCGCGUCAGCUACGCCGGCGAGACGAGUGCCGUGGUGCGCGGAGGGGACGUGGUGCCGACGGAUGCCACACUUCCGCCGCCCAUAGAGGCGGAGACCACCACGGAAGCACCGCCCGCGCCGCCUGCACUGCCCGCACGGCCUGCACCUGCGUCCACCUCGGAGUCUGCACCCUCGACGACGGCUUCUCCCUCUACGUCAAGUACUUCAACUCCUACAAACGAGUCUCCAUCUUCAACAACACUUUCUACAACUACAUCAACGUCGCCUCCAACAAGCUCUACCACAGCGCCUUCCACACCGGCUCUGCCGGUCGGGGACUCGUGUGCCGACGGGAACGACACCCGCGCCGCCGGCGAGGUGUUCUUCCGCGGCUGUGAGGAGCGCUGCGUCUGCUUCCCGGGUGGUGAGCUGUUCUGUCUGCCGCGCUGCCCCGAGGUGACGAUACCCGAGGACCCCGGCUGUAUUCUGGUGCAGGACACGAAAGACGCCUGCUGCUGGGUGAAGAGCUGCCAGAAGGAAGUAAAGGAGGAGAUCACGCAUCUGGCAGCGCCUAUCAUGUUGAGAGAGGAACAGAAGAGCCAGGGUGAGAGCGAGGCGGGCGCUGGAGAAACGACGACAAUGGCGACGGCGACAGAGGAGACGACAGAAACGACGGAGAAAGAUCCGAUGGUUGUGGUGGCAGAGAUGGAGAAGGCCAGUUUUGAGGCGGUGGUUGGGGAGAAGGAGGACCUCUCUCAGUCUGAGACUAGCACGACUGAAGCAUCCAGCUCGGAUGUGACCGAUGAGGAUGAACUGAACGAAAUAAACGUGGCUAGUGCACCCGCCGCUGGAACGGCUAAAGCGAAAUCAAGUGAGAAAACCGACACGAAGGCUGUGAAGGAUGCUGACUCUGCUACAAACACAAUUGAUUCACCACCUUCAGCUACGGAGGCAACUACGUCAAAGCCGACUCAGACCGAGACAUCACGGGAUGGGGUCACCACCGGUCCUGCUGAGACCUCCACCUUCGCCAGUACACUGGUGUCCCAGGUGCCGUCCAAACCUCCUACAGCAGCCGGUUCCGCAGAAGAGCGAACCACCACCUCCUCACUAGAAACCACGGAGGCAGCACAGGAUACUCCGUCAACUACCGAUAUUUCCAACGUGAUCGAGAUCAACCUCACCGGCCUCAGCGGAGGACUGGAUGAGGAAGAGGUGAAGGCCCUCAAUAACGCUAUCGUAGAGGCGAUGGAGGAUGAAAUCGCUACAGAAAAGCCAGCGGCGUCCGAGGCUCCCACGAUUCAGCCGACCACGGAGAGGAGUGGGGAGGUCGAGUCCCUAGAGGUCACCGCUACUGAGUCGUAUGACGAUCUGCUGGCGACCGGUUCAUCCAUGGAGACCACGACUGUGACCAUGGACGGCGCGACCAUUGGUCCGACCGAGCCGACAGUGAGUGAGGAGACCAAGUCCCAAGCGGGAGAGGAAGUGGAGAGCUUGUCUGAGAGCGUGGGUGCCGUGGAAAGCACGACCAUAGAGACUCCCGUGACAGAAGGGUCUGAGGAGGCUGUGACAGAGGCGCCGGCUGUUUCGACCGAGUCGUCAGUCAGCAGUGAAGGACUGGAUGUUGUUAGGGAGGAGUUCAAAGACGAGUUGCUGAGUGAGAGUGACGCUUUGACGUUGAACUCUACCGAGCCACCUGAGGAGAUAGCUCUAGAUGGAGCAGCCUCCGGCCCUCCAGGAUCGGAAACCACCACCGAUCAAAUCACCGACCAAACGACAGACUCACCAGUGCAGCCGGUCAGCAGCACCAUCACCACCCGGGCCGCCGUCACCAGCACCACUCCGCGAACGGUGCCCACCACUCGGCGCAUCACGGGCCUCAUCACAUUCGCCCCGAUCCCCGGCGAGGAGCCCUCGAGCACCCCGCGACCUGCCGAGCCCACGGAGGCGCCGCGGCCCGGCGGCCUGGCUCCCUCCGUCGGUAUCGUGGCUGUGAAGAAGAUCCCCACUCUGAUCCGCGUGAUGACCGUGCAGACCUCGGCCACGGUGGCUGCCGACGUGCAGCCGCUGCCCUCGGAGGCGCCUGCGCGCGACACAUCUCCUCUCGGGGGCGUGGAGGCGCGGCGCGGGCAGGCGAGGAUUUCGGCGGAGGAGCAGGAGCCUGAGAUUCAGCUCACCGGUCUGAGCCCAGCGCUGUUCGCCGCCGGUCUGGGACUGGAAGAGGAGCGAUCAGCGACGGAGCGAGGAUCAGACUUUCUCGGUGAGACGGUGCCGGUGGCUGCGGCCGCGGCACUGGAGUCCACACCGGCUCCAGAAGUGACCACGCUGCGCCCCGAAGGCUGUCUCCACGACGGAAAGCUGUACAAGGUCGGCGACGAGUUCCACGACGGCUGCCGCCAGUUCUGUAUCUGCGGCCAGGCCGGUAAGAUGUGCGCGCCGAUCCGCUGCCCGGUAAGGUUCGGCCUGGAUCUGCUCAACCCCGACUGUCUGGAGUGGGAGGUGCCGCGCGACCCCAGCCGCCAGCCGCCCGACUGCUGCGGAGAGGCCGUCUGCAAGGACGACGGCCACUGCAUCUACCAGGGCCAGAAGUUCCGAAACCAGUACGAGAUCCCUCAGAACCUGACUGGCUGCCACCAGCGCUGCUACUGCGAGUUCGGAGAGGUCAACUGCCAGCCCGACUGCCCGGCGGUGCCCGACGCGCCUCCCGCCGGUCUGCCCUGUCCGCCCGAGCAGACGGAGCUGGUCACCGGACCCAACGGCUGCUGCCAGUUCUGGCAGUGUGCAAAGAUAGAGGGCAUCCUCUCUGACGUCACCACCGCCGCCACCGCCGGCGAGAUCACGCCCAACACGGGCGUACUCGGCUCGACUCCUGAGCAGGACGCCGGCCAAGUGACCACUACUGAGCGUCCGGAGGUCGAGGAACCGCCUCUGAUAGCCGCUGUCACCGUGCGGCCUCUGGGGUCGCAGCCUAAACCUGUGGAUGAUGAAACAGCAAAACAAUCAGGCGGGAGCACCGCUGCGACCCCGCCUCCAGACGCCACUGAGCCGGAGACAGACGCACCGCAGACUGAGGAGCCGACCACAGAGCGGCCGAGGCCAGCGCGACCCUCCGGACCGAUACACUUCCCCGACCAGCCGUUCCGACCCCGACCGCCGAUCACGAGCCGUCCAACGCGACCGGCGCGACCGAUCCACUUCCCCACCAGCCCGGACCGGACGACGGAGCGGCCGCCCUUCGGUGCCGACCUGGACGACGAAACGCUCAUUAAGGAGCUCCUGGCCUCGGUAUCCUCCUCUCCGAACUUCCCCGUCAGUCGACGUAAAGAACCACCGGUAACGACCACAACCACGGCGGAACCGGAGCCCACACUGCCCACUGUUCUGAUGCUGGAGAAUGUGGUGGUGGAUGCGGCCGACCCCAGCUCCAUCCACAUCAACUUCACGCUGCCGCCGCAGUUCGUCGGCCUGGCCGGAAAAGCAGAGGUGCUCUACACGGACAACACUGGCCUAUUUGACAGCGAGGGUAACCUGUCCAGCUGGGACCGGCGCAUGUUCGUCACUCCCAGCGGCCGUCUGACCGCCUCCGAGUACAGCUGGACCCUGGGAGACCUGGCACCCGAUACUGAGUACCUGCUCCAGGCCAGGGUGACCUUUGACGAGGGCACUACCGACCUGCAGGGAGGUCUCCACGAGGUCCGCACGCUACCCCUGCCCUCACCGGGCACCACGCUGCCGCCCAAGGUGGCGCUGGACGCCGCUCUGGUGGCCACGGACAUAAACACCACCUGGGCCAAAAUCGGCUGGAGACGGCUCAACGAGACAGAGCUCAAGUACAUCGACGGCAUCCAGCUGCGCUACAGGGAUGUCGACGUCGACGCACAGGUGUGGACGAUGACGCCGUUCAUCCACCGGGAGCUGACGCAGUACGAGCUGACCGAGCUGAAGCCCGGCACCGGCUACGAGGUCGACAUCGUGCUGAUGCCCUUCCAGGACAAGAACACGGAGCUGGUGUCGGAGCGGCCGCUGCGUAUCCGCACUCUGCCCGUCGUCGACCCGUACGACUUCAACCUGACUCUGACACUGGCCGAGGUGAAGCCGAGCUCUGUGCGAGUCGAGUGGUCCGGCAUCCCGGACCCGCAGUACAAGUACGUCAACGUCUACCGCAUCGUCUACAUCUACGAGAAGGAGCGUGAGGAGAAGCACACCUUCAAGCUGGCCAAGACCUCCGACCAGCCCUCGCUGCUUCUCAAGGGACUCAAACCCAGCAGCAAGUACCAAGUGUGGCUGGAGGCAUACCUAAAGAACGGCAAGAAGCGGGUCUCGGAGGUGCAGGAGUUUGUCACAAAGCUAGGCGAGAUCGGAAAGGCCGAGGAGAUCAAGGGAGAUGAAAACGAGCCGGACCAGACGCAGUUGGCCGGCGCUGCCAGCUACUACAGCGGGAUGGUGGUGGCAGCCAUUAUCGCCGCGCUGGCCAUCCUGCUGGCCAUCAUCUGCGCCGUGUGCCUCGUCAGAAAGUCUAGCCACGCCAAGGCGCCCAUCACGCCCGCGAGGAAGAACGGGCCCAGCUACGAGAACCCGGCGUUUAAGCCGUCCAACUCUUUCGAGGCGAUUCGCCGAGAGACUAGCGACCUGUAGCGACGUACCUGACAUCUACCGGUCAUCGCAGUAGGUUCGAGGAGCUCGCGCUCGCCUCUCUUGCCUGUCUCGCUCGGCUUUUGUCGCUUUGUCUGUCUGUCUGUCUGUUGUCCGGUCAUUGUCAGUGGCUUAGCAUAGCAUAGCAUAGCAAAGCAUAGCAUAGCAUUUUUCGUGGUCCGUCCAGGUCGGUUUCAGAUGGAACAGCGAGGUACUCUUUCCUGGCAUACAAGCAUGCAAGUCUUCUCUUCGGACCGGCUGCAUGCUCUUGCGCACGAC